Nematocida ausubeli is the source of this 522-nucleotide messenger RNA. RefSeq lists its product as uncharacterized. The coding region runs from base 1 to 522 and encodes 173 amino acids. Lineage: Eukaryota; Fungi; Microsporidia. The transcript has a single exon. The record is from RefSeq and is a predicted model, not a curated record.
AUGGCUGCAAUAACAGCAGGGCUCCAAAAGAUAAUGGCGCAGCAAAAAAAGAAAAUGGAGCUGGGAGAGAAAAGAUUGGAGGAAAGACACCAGAAACUCACAGAUGCUCUUAUAUCAAACGACACUACGUUGUGCAACUCAAAGGAGGAUGAUGAUACAAAAAGAGUUAGGAGAAGAAGCCACUCCGACAAACCUUUUAGAGGAUGCACUGAAGAAGAGGCUGAAAGUGAUCUAGCUGAAAUAUUUGGAGUCAAAUCAGAUAAAUACAUACACAUCCUUCCGGAUGGCAAGACCAUGGUUGUCAUUAAGAAGCAGGUGAUAGUAGAAGGAGAUACAGUGAGAAUAGAAAAGGGAGAGCUGUUUGAGAUAGGCGUAGUAAAGCAUCUGCAUAAAGGAGCCCUGAUAUUAGGCAGUAAAGACAGAGAGAAGAAGUAUCCACUAAACAAACUACUUUCCUCAAGAUAUUUUAUAUCACUACAAACAAGUAGAAGAAAGGACUCUUCUAGCAAUUCUUCAAUAUAA